UGGUCAGUCAGUCGGUCAGUGAGGUUUGUUUGUCCGAACAGUUUGUUAGUAAACUGGCAGCUGAUCAGUCGCACCGAAGGCAGUGCGUGUGUACCCGCUCGUUCCACAUCGAGGAUCGCCCGUCAAGUGCGUGUACAUGCUUGGGUGCGUGCGUACCACCUACCUGUGUUUUCAUGUGUGAGAGAGUGUUGGUACGAUGGUGGAAUGGGACAAUUUGUGGCAAUUCGUGCUAGCGGUGGUGCGACUCGGCAGAGGGGUCAUCGCGUUCGUGAUGCACCAUCUGCACGUGCGGUUACGUCCUCCACGUGAUUGUCCGGUCGUCACCGUACGGCAGGGCCAGUUGCGUGGUAUUGCGGCACGGCUCCCAAAUGGCGCUCGGUACUAUUACUUCAAGGGAGUACCGUACGCGGAACCGCCAGUCGGGAAGCUACGGUUCAAAGCUCCAGUUCCUUUGGAACAGUUCCGUAAACCGAUGCUCAACUGUUACGCCGAACGGAGCGACUACAUACAGCUCGAUUUCUUUUCCGGGUUUGUGUUUGGGUCGGAAAAUGGACUCUUUUUGAAUGUCUACACACCACAACUUCCGAUGGAUGGGGAAGAGACUCCGGGCAGUGGAAACGGAUUACCCGUUAUGGUGUUUCUACACGGUGGCGGCUUUGCUUGUGGCAGUGGUAGCAGUCUGUUCUACAAUCCGGAAUACUUUUUGCAACGUGGCGUACUGGUCGUUACCGUUAACUAUCGCUUGGGUCCGUUCGGGUUCCUCUAUCUACCCGAAGCCGGUAUCGAGGGUAACGCUGGUCUCAAAGAUCAACUAAUGGCACUCCGUUGGGUCAAUCAAAAUAUUGCAUGCUUCGGAGGCGAUCCAACCAACGUAACGCUGUUCGGUGAAAGUGCUGGCAGUUUCUCGGCCUAUCUGCACAUGCUCUCACCAAACUCAAGGAAAUAUUUUCAUCGAGUUAUCUGCCAGAGUGGCGUUGUCUGCUCGAGUUCGUUUAUGCAGGCAAACCCGCUAGAGAUGGCCUUGAAUCUCGCUCGUCACUUUGGUUACAGCGGCACAAGUCAACAGGGUGCGCUAGAAACCCUGCAACAAGUUCCAGCUAAAAAAUUAGCCUCCCAGCAACGUAAAGCCCUCGGACAACUUGCAGAAAAACAGGCUGAUCUCGUCUUUAUCUUUCUCCCAGUCGUCGAACAAACGCUUACGGACCAUUCCAUUAUAACACAACCCCCAGAAGUGUUACUGAAAGCGUAUGACACACUCCAUAUGCCGCUGCUCGAAGGUUGUAACGAUGCGGAAGGCAUACUCGGUCUGUACAUUAUACGGCGCAAGGCGGGCGUGGAAGAUAUGCGCCAUCUUCCCGGCCGCAUGACGGCCAAGUUGUUCCGUCAUCUGACACCUGCGGAACGGACCGAGGUGACGAACAAGGUACGCAAGUUUUACUUCUCCGACGAACCACCGUCCGCGUGGUCUAUCGAUCAGGUCAAGCAUCUGCUCACGGAUGUGAUCUUCAUGAACGAUUCCGCCAUUAAUGCCGAGUGGUUGGCCAAAUAUCAACCGAAUCUGCGCCAUUACCAUUACCGUUUCACGUACGACGGUCGGUUUAGUUUGCUGAAGCGAUUGUUCUUUAAUGCGACCGUUACGGGAGCAUGCCACGGUGACGAUGUGCUGUACAUGUUUAAUCCCAAGUUUUUGCCAAACUUUACACCUUCAACUGAUGAGUGUCGUGUGCGAGAUAAUUUUGUCGCCCUGUGGACCAGCUUCGCCAAGCAUGGCGAUCCGUCGGUUGAUUCGCGUGAUGUAGUUGAUGUGCAGUGGCAUCCGGUAAGGAAAAUUCCAACCGACGGUUCGACGAACUUCCAGCUCGACUGUCUCGAGAUUAAUGUGCAACCAGCAAUGGUGACCGAUCCGUGCAGGGAACGAGCGCACUUUUGGCGUGAACUACUAGAAGCGCACCAAAAGGAUCACCUUUGAACGUGGGAAGAAUGAUUGUGAUAAGCGGUGGAUGUGUAGCUGUAAGCGGACUAAGGUAACUCCCUGACAUUAGAGUUGCAUCUAAGGAACUAAGUACAUGACAAUGGAAAACAGAUAUUAAAUGUCUGACAGUUUAUACUAA
Molecule: messenger RNA, 2111 nt
Organism: Anopheles funestus (African malaria mosquito)
Lineage: Eukaryota; Metazoa; Arthropoda; Insecta; Diptera; Culicidae
Product: esterase B1-like
Exons: 5
Coding region: 197-1969 (590 amino acids)
Source: RefSeq, a predicted model, not a curated record